AUCAKGCGUGGUGGAGUGACCAGGUGUUCACACAGGGUAUAAAAGGGAUGGCAGCGGUGACAGGCGGGCACUGGACAGACAAGCAGYACACACUACAMGGGCUGCACAGAGACCUCACACCUCUUGACUUUAUCGGACAAUACACACAGAACUAUGGUACUGCCAGCRGGCAUCUCAGCAGACACCUCUGCUCUUCUGACAUAGGGUAUCAGACACAGCAGCAGCUAUAGACUAGUUGUCGUAACGUUAGUGUGACUGUCAGAUACAGUGAACUMGAGAGCAGCCAUGGACACCGUCCACGCCUAUGGGGUUGGCACCACACGAUACCUCCAGACUCACUACAGGGACACGCAGAGCUGGUUYCUGUUUGUUUCCAUGGCAGCUGACCUGCGGAACACCUUCUUUGUCUUCUUUCCUGUGUGUUUCCACCUGCGGGAAUCAGUGGGGGUCAAGCUGGUCUGGGUGGCUGUGGUGGGAGACUGGCUCAACCUUAUCUUCAAAUGGAUCCUGUUUGGCGAGCGUCCCUAUUGGUGGGUUCAAGAGACUCCUUACUAUGGCAACUCAUCAGCGCCACAAAUUGAGCAGUUCCCUAUGACCUGUGAGACUAGUCCAGGAAGUCCGUCGGGUCAUGCCAUGAGUGCUGCAGGGGUUUACUACGCUAUGAUCUCAUCACUCCUCGCCAUCCUCCUCAAGGGACAUGGGUGUCACAUYAAGAACUGGUGUGUMCGCGGGACCCUGUGGGCUGUCUUCUGGUAUGUGCAGGUGUGUGUUUGCCUCUCCAGGGUUUUCAUCGCUGCCCACUUCCCUCACCAGGUUGUCGCUGGGGUCGUCACAGGCAUCCUGGUGGCGGAGACCUUUGACCGGGUCCAAUGGAUCUACAGGGCUAGCCUGAGGCGCUACAUCUACACCACCCUCUCCCUGCUCUCCUUCGCUGUGGGCCUUUACCUGGGCCUCAGGGGCCUGGGGGUGGACCUGCUCUGGACCCUGGACAAGGCCCAGCGCUGGUGCCAGCGGCCCCAAUGGGUCCACAUAGACACUACACCCUUCGCCAGUCUCCUGCGMAACACCGGCACUCUGUUAGGCCUGGGCUUGGGCUUGCACUCGCCCCUCUACGCCGAGGCCCGGAGAGUAGGCGGUGGCGCCACCUACAGGCUGGCAUGCGUGGGCGUCACACUGCUGCUGCUCCACCUACUGGACUCAUUCAGGCCACCAGCCCACACCAGGGCUCUGUUCUACCUGCUGUCCUUCUGUAAGAGUGCYACUGUGCCCCUGGCCACUGUGGGCAUAGUGCCCUACUGCGUGGCCGGGGCAGCGGGACGGAACGGAAAGAAACACCAGUUUUGAACUAAUUCAAACUUAUUGUAAUUCUGUGAGAAAUGCCCUUAAGGGACAGACAGAGGCGGACUGUCAUAGGAGAAGCAGGAAUGUUCACCCCAGUUGAAAGAGCUUGAAGGUCGGUCAGUAGACA
Messenger RNA from Salvelinus sp. IW2-2015, 1468 nucleotides. RefSeq names its product glucose-6-phosphatase catalytic subunit 1. NCBI's taxonomy places the organism in Eukaryota, Metazoa, Chordata, Actinopteri, Salmoniformes, Salmonidae. The record is from RefSeq and is a predicted model, not a curated record. Gene Ontology annotation, biological process: gluconeogenesis; glucose 6-phosphate metabolic process. Gene Ontology annotation, molecular function: glucose-6-phosphatase activity. Gene Ontology annotation, cellular component: membrane.